Molecule: messenger RNA, 3178 nt
Organism: Xylona heveae TC161
Lineage: Eukaryota; Fungi; Ascomycota; Xylonomycetes; Xylonales; Xylonaceae
Product: Sec23/Sec24 family protein
Exons: 5
Coding region: 215-3097 (960 amino acids)
Biological process (GO): endoplasmic reticulum to Golgi vesicle-mediated transport; intracellular protein transport; COPII-coated vesicle cargo loading
Cellular component (GO): endoplasmic reticulum exit site; COPII vesicle coat
Molecular function (GO): SNARE binding; zinc ion binding
Source: RefSeq, a predicted model, not a curated record
CCCAGUGGCACUUCGAAUUGAUACUUUUCGUUCAAUUAGAUCGCCAUUCUUCUUUUGGCUCGGUGCUGCUCUAGGUAGGAAAAGGCGCUGCGUUUCCUGAUCUGCAGUCAAGCCCCAGCCCACCCCAUCCGACGGCUUCGAGUGCCGCAAGCUCGCCCAUCAACGAAUUAUUUAUAGAAUCUCUCUAGAGCUUAUACAAUAGUCAAGGAGCGCAAUGUCUGCUCCACAAGGAGGAUUUCCGCCUCAGGGCUACCCUUCCCAAGACGUUUACGCCCAACCUGAAGCUCAGCAGUUCCAAUCAGGCUUUGAAGCACAAGGCGGCCUUGAUACUGCAUCGCCGGUCUCUGGCUAUGAUGGGCAGCCAGCAGCCCACGCAACAACAGGCGCAGGACGCAAGAAGCGGGCCUAUGCUGGCCAGGCGUUCGAAUUCGGUUCUGGUGCCAAUGCUGCCCUCGGCGGCCAGACAGCUGGAGCCGCUCCUGCGGGCUUCGCAGCUGCUCCCAUCACGCCUGCUGCCGGGUAUGGUGGAUAUCCCCAGACUGGCUACCAACAGCCUGGCUUCGCCGCCGUUGAUCCCGCACAGGUUGCUGCGGGUUCUCCGGCUGCAGGCCAGUUUGGCGGGGUAGGUGGCUAUCAGCCACCUGUCGCGGGCUAUCCUGCGCAAGAGGCGCCGGCAGCAGUGGGUGGAGUGGCUGGCAUCACACAGCAAUUUGGGCAGAUGGGCAUUGGCGCUCAGCCAGCGGCGGCUCAGCAAGUCCCGCAGCGGACUCAAGCCCUGAACCAGCUGUACCCUACAGACAUUAUGAGCCAACCGUUUCACGUAUCUGAACUAGAGCUUCCUCCGCCUCCAAUUGUUCUACCACCAAAUACCAGCGUCACCGCCUCUCCAACCGCAAACUGCUCUGCCAAAUACGUCAGGUCCACGCUCAAUGCUGUCCCAACAACUCACUCAUUGCUGAAGAAGACUCGGCUUCCCUUUGCCUUGGUCAUUCAACCUUACACCUCUCUCCAUGACGUGGAGGAUCCCGUACCGGUCGUACCCGAUCAAGUCAUUUCCCGCUGCCGACGCUGCCGAUCGUACAUCAACCCUUUUGUUUCCUUCCUCGACCACGGUCACCGUUGGCGGUGUAAUAUGUGCAAUCUUACCAACGAUGUCCCGCAAGCUUUCGACUGGGAUGCUGCCGCCCAGCGGAGCGUCGACCGGUGGACAAGACCAGAGCUCAACCACGCUGUUGUGGAAUUUGUGGCGCCGCAAGAGUAUAUGGUCCGGCCACCUCAACCACUUGUCUACCUGUUUUUGUUCGACGUGAGCUAUGCUUCGGUCACGAACGGUUUGCUUGCCACAAGCGCUCGUUGCAUUCUGGAGAGCCUGGAUAGAAUACCGAAUGCCGAUCGGAGAACGAGACUCGGAUUCAUGGCUGUAGAUUCAAGCCUUCAUUAUUUUAAGAUUCCACGAGAUGGUCAGGGCUCUGGAGACCCCACCAUGCUUGUUGUCAGUGACCUUGACGAGCCCUUCCUACCCACCCCUGAUGACCUGCUCGUCACCCUAAGCGAAUGCCGCGAGAACAUCGAAAACUUCCUUGGAAAGCUGCAGGAAAUGUUCCAGAAUACCCACAAUGCUGGUUCUUGUAUGGGCUCCGCCCUCCGAGCCGGUCACAAAUUGAUUGCUCCCGUCGGCGGGAAGAUUACUGUUCUCACGUCCACUUUGCCUAAUGUUGGCUAUGGAAAGCUCGAACUUCGUGAGGACAAGAAGCUUCUUGGAACAAGCAAGGAGAGUGGCCUCCUUCAGACCGGCAACAGCUUUUAUAAAAGUUUUGCGGUCGAGUGCUCGAAGAACCAGGUGUCGAUUGAUAUGUUCUUGUUCUCCUCUCAGUAUCAGGAUGUGGCGUCAUUGAGCAAUCUACCUAGGUAUACCGGAGGCCAGACAUACUUCUAUCCCGCAUGGAACGCUGGUCGAAGCGAGGAUGCAAUCAAAUUUGCUCGCGAAUUCAGCGACUACCUUUCCUCGGAGAUUGGGCUCGAGGCUGUGCUGCGCGUUCGUGCUACAACUGGAUUACGAAUGAAUACCUUCUACGGCAAUUUCUUCAACCGAAGCUCUGACCUUUGCGCGUUCCCUGCCUUCCCUAGGGAUCAGAGCUACGUCGUUGAGGUUGCUAUAGACGAGACGAUUGGGAAGCCGUUUGUCUGUCUCCAAACCGCCGUCCUACACACAACUUGCAAUGGCGAGCGAAGGAUCCGGGUUAUGACUCUUUCUCUGCCCACGACGAAUAGCGUCGCUGAUGUCUAUGCGUCGGCGGAUCAAGUGGCUAUCACGACAUACUUUAGUCACAAGGCAGUCGAGCGCACUCUCGGCAACAGCCUUGAGGCUGCUCGUGAUGCCUUGCAGGCCAAGGUGGUGGAAUUCUUCCAGACUUACAAAAAGGAAUUGGCUGGUGGGACUAUUGGAGGCGGUGGCCUGCAAUUUCCUGCUAAUCUGCGGGGACUUCCCAUCCUUUUCUUGGGUUUGAUCAAGCAUCUUGGUCUCCGGAAAUCCGCACAAAUCCCCAGCGAUCUUCGUUCGGCCGCCCUGUGUCUGCUCUCUACUCUUCCUCCGCCCUUAUUGAUACAGUACAUUUACCCUCGAUUGUACUCGUUGCAUGACAUGCCUGACAAUGCCGGUCUACCUGACGUUGCCACGGGUGAAAUUGUUAUGCCAGGACCCCAGAACUUGAACUCAGCAGCUCUGGUGUCAUAUGGACUGUACCUGAUCGAUGACGGCCAGACGCAGUUCAUCUGGAUUGGACGCGAUGCAGUGCCGCAGCUUGUUCAGGAUGUGUUUGGCUUGCCGGAUCGCACCCAACUCAAGCAAGGCAAGUCGUCAUUGCCCAUUUUGGAGAAUGACAUGAAUGAGCGGGUGCGAGCGGUGGUGGAGAAGAGUAAGGAUCACCGCGCCAAGGGUGUCGGCAGUAUCGUUGUACCACCCCUUUACAUUGUGCGCGAGGAUGGCGACCCGAGCCUUAAGCUCUGGGCGCAGACGCUCCUCAUUGAGGACCGUGCGGACCAGGGUGUGAGCCUAGCGCAGUUCAUUGGGAUAAUCCGGGAGAAGGUGAUGCAAUAAAAUAAACUCUUGCCGAACGAAACAUUGGCCUGCCCUCUAAAAGGGCUGGCACAUCUACACUGAAGAAGGAUCCGCAGCGAU